GAUCCAGAGGGAGGGGGCAGCAGAGACUCAGCAGCCCCGCCGCCACACAGCUCAGUGCGGCUUCACAUUUCCAGAGGAGACGAGUCUCAGUCCAACCUCCAACAUUUUGUGUCGAGCUCCGGUAACAAAACAAGCGGAGCAGGACGCGUCCCGCUUUCCCGGGACUCACCGACCAAGGACCGGGAUCUCUCCUCCUUCUCCGGGACACGCACACACUCAGAGGAUACGAGUUCUUCACUGUAGCACCGCUACACAGAUCCUGGAAGAUGGGUUCAGUCCCGGCGAUAUCGGUCCUCUUUCUGGGCAUCGUGGUUCCAGCGCUGGCCGGAUACAUCGAGGCACUAGCAGCCAAUGCAGGCACAGGCUUUGCCGUGGCUGAGCCGCAGGUGGCGAUGUUCUGCGGAAAGCUCAACAUGCACGUCAACAUUCAGACCGGCCGCUGGGAACCCGACCCAUCCGGAACCAAGAGCUGCGUAGGAACCAAAGAGGGCGUGCUGCAGUACUGCCAGGAGAUGUAUCCCGAGCUCCAGAUAACAAACGUGGUGGAAGCCAACCAGCCCAUUCGUAUCGAGAACUGGUGCAAGAGUGAGAAGAAGGUGUGCAAAGGCCACGCCCAUAUUGUGGUGCCUUACAAAUGCUUGGUGGGCGAGUUCGUGAGUGACGUGCUUCUGGUUCCAGAGAAGUGCAAGUUCUUCCACAAGGAGCGGAUGGACAUGUGCAUCAGCCACCAGCAGUGGCACGGCGUGGCCAAAGAGGCCUGUGCCAAGAGCACCAAUGUGCUGCACAGCUACGGCAUGCUGCUGCCCUGUGGCAUCGACAAGUUCCACGGCACCGAGUACGUGUGCUGCCCCUCUUCUCGCAUCGUGGAGACCGCCCCGGCUUCCCUGCCCUCGCAGGAGGACGACGACGACGAAGAGGAGGAGGUAGAGGAUGAGGAGAUCGACGAGGCCGACCUGGACGAGGAGGAUGCCGUAGAGGACAGUGAGACGGUACCUGACGAGCAGCCCACACAGAAGGAGGAGCCGCUGGACGAGGACGAGGAGGACGAGGACGAGGAGGAAGAUGAGGAGGAGUACCACUACGUCUACGAGGACGAGGAAGUGGAGAAGGAAGAGGAGGAUGAGAGGAAGAGCAAAAUGUCAGAGAGCCAAGACGAGGACAAGACUCUGCAGGAAGUGAAAGCGGUGUGCACCCUGGAGGCUGAGACCGGCCCCUGCCGUGCCUCCAUGCCCCGCUGGCACUUCGACAUGAGCCAGGGGAAGUGUGUGCGCUUCAUAUACGGGGGCUGCGCCGGCAACCGCAACAAUUUCGACUCAGAGGAGUACUGCAUGGCCGUGUGCAAGCGCCUGACCGUGCCCCCGACUCCUCAGCCCACCGAUGAUGUGGACAUCUACUUUGAGACGCCGGCCGAUGACAAGGAGCACAGUCGCUUCCAGAGGGCCAAGGAGCAGCUGGAGAUUAGGCACCGCAAUCGCAUGGAGAGGGUACGAAAGGAAUGGGAAGAGGCUGAUCGCCAGGCUAAGAACCUGCCCAAGUCUGAGAGACAGACACUGAUCCAGCACUUCCAAGCCAUGGUGGAGUCCCUGGAGGAGGAGGCAGCCAGUGAGAAGCAGCAGCUGGUGGAGACUCACCUCGCCCGGGUGGAGGCCAUGCUGAAUGACCGGCGCCGUCUGGCCCUGGAGAACUACCUGGCCGCGCUGCAGGCCGACCCCCCCCGGCCCCACCGCAUCCUGCAGGCCCUGAGACGCUACGUCCGUGCGGAGAACAAGGACCGUCAGCACACGAUCCGACACUACCAGCACGUCCUGGCUGUGGAUCCUGAGAAGGCUGCUCAGAUGAAGUCACAGGUGAUGACCCAUCUGCGUGUGAUUGAGGAGCGGAUGAACCAGAGUCUGUCUCUGCUCUACAAAGUACCUUAUGUGGCCGAGGAGAUUCAGGAUGAAAUCGACGAGCUUCUCCAGGAGCAGAAAGCCGACAUGGACCAGUUCCUGUCGUCCAUCUCUGAAUCGCAGCCAGACGUCACCGUGUCGUCGGAGGAGAGCGUGGAAGUGCCCGUGUCCGAGGGCAAACCCUACCGGCCCUUCCAGGUCACAUCGUUGGGAUCCCGCUCGGAGCCCGAGGGCGAUCUAUCAGACUCCCCACGUGCCUUCAAGAAAGGCUCCGCAAUGUCUGGUCUGGACGGUCUGAUCGGCGCCGAGGAGAGAAUCAUCAACAGCAAACCCAAGAUCAGCGAGAAGGUGGUGAUUGUUGACAGUCUGGAUGUUAAAGAAGUGGUUUACAGUGCAGAGAGAGGCAGCGUUAUGCAUGAUGAUGAGCUGGAGUCCUACCGCCCCCUGGGAGAGGACUUCAGCUUCGGCAGCAGCGCACUGAUUGGCUUGCUGGUGAUUGCCGUGGCCAUAGCAACUGUGAUUGUGAUCAGCCUGGUGCUUUUGAGGAAGAGGCAAUACGGCACCAUCAGUCACGGCAUCGUGGAGGUUGACCCCAUGCUGACACCGGAGGAGCGUCACCUCAGCAAGAUGCAGAACCACGGCUACGAGAACCCCACCUACAAAUAUCUGGAGCAGAUGCAGAUCUAACCAGGAGCCUAAAGGUGGCGCUGUGGAGUCUUGACAGAGGACGGCAAACCUAGGGGGAACAUACUACUGACCAAUAACACAUGAUGCUAUUGUUACAAUUAUUUUCAAACAUCCAAACUCCAUUUUACUGGUUUGUUGAAAACAAUCCUUAAAUAAUGCUACUACUUCUACUACUGCUACUAUUGUACUAUAGAGCUCCUUUUUGAUCAUGUUUCUUUUGAAGAGGUGACGUUUCUGCCAAUUUUUGCAUUUCAGAAAAAUGUGAUCCUGCAGAUUUCUCUGUAAUUAUCAAGACGACUCUCUCUCAGAUCAAGAUGUAUAACAUUUCUUCAGAUGUUUUCUUUAUUUUUAUUUUUUUGAACGUGAGGCAAAAAUCAAGCGAAAUCUAAGCGUUUAAUUUUUUUUUUUUUUGGAGUAGCCGUCAUUGAAGCGCCCGACGGACGCUACACUUUAAUUCUCCGUCAUGCGAGUGUCACCCGAGCAGUUUCUGAUGGUUCCUUUAAAAAAACAAAAAAAGAAAUUGGUGUUUUAUUUUGUUCUUUUGUUUUUUCUCUCCUCUCAAUAGAUUGCUUGUAUAUGAAGGUUCUUUGUACCAAUUAAAAUGUAUAGUGAAACAACAAAUGAGAAAAAAAUGAAAUCAUGAAUUAUUUACUUUCUGUUCUUUGUUACGAUAACAGACAAAAUAUACAUAAUACAGUUUAAAUAUAUAUAUAUAAAUAUAUGAGAGUAGAUGUUUUUAUUCCACCUUUCUGUUCCCAGGGAAGAGGGUCAUGAGUUUGUUUAGGGUUCUCGGCUCGGUGGUCCGGAGUGUGCACAGACCUCCAGCUCACACACGUCCCACAGAACCUCCUCUGAACCUUUCAGACGUGAAUGUGACAGCAGAUCCCCUCCAUCACAAACACAACCCUCAUUAACAGGGGAACGGUUUAAAAUCAGUAAAUUAAGAAAUGCAGAUUGACACGUGUUACAUAGUUGAAUGUAUUGUGGAAUUUUUUUUUUCCAAUUCUAUGUAGCUGACGGGCUCCAUCGCGGAUUUAACGCAGUGUCGCACACACAUCGUGACAGUGGACACGAGACGGCUAAUGAUGUUUUGUUUUUUGUUUUUUUUGUACAAAUCGUCCAAAGUGAAAACCAAUUACUAGAACAGAUAUCUUGAAAACACACCUGGGGAUGAUGUACACACAUUAUUGGAGCAGCUGUUAGCUUUGCUGGUCAUAAAGCAGUAGAACAGUCAACGAUACAGGGUCGGCCCCAGAGUUAUGAACAAGAUGAAACCCCCUAAAUGUUAUGAAAAUCCAAUCGUGACCGGACAAAAACUUUAAUUUACCAAAUUUGGGGGAUUCGUGGGAGUCAAAAUUUGCAAUCCAGGUUUUUUGGGGGUUGGGCCCUGGACCCGAGGCCCCUGUAGACAUCCCGGAGCUGGAGGGCUGUGCAGGCAAACAGAGACAGAAAGACAAAGGCCUGGUGGAGAGCUGGUUUCUAAGAAUACAGAAAAGAAAGAGUAUAACUUGGGUAUAUUUAAAGGUAGAGAAUGACACAGACGAGCAAAGUGAAUCCUAGCGUCCUCUUCUCUCUCUCUCUCUCUCUCUUAGUAUUGUCUUCGUAUGCCUGUAUAGUUGAUGUUGCAAUCAUGGCUUUUUUCUGGAGGAUUACCUGUGGUGUGCAUUGUUCUUAUAUGAAAUGAUAUGAUCUAUAUUUUUAAGUUUGUUUUCUUGUUUUCUAUUUUUUUCUCUUCCUGUGACAGUAUCUCUGUAUGUGACUGUCUCACUAUGCACCCAAACUGGCUUCGAUCUUGUAACUGCCUGCUUGAUUGUGGGAGGGGACCGGGGACUAAUAUGAUAUAAAUACUAGUGAUUUUUAAAUAAAAAAAUGAAAGAAAAAAAUAAAAUUGAUUGACACCAAUGGAGAUUCAUCAGGGGGAUACACAUCAAUAAACUCACAACUUCCA
This is a messenger RNA of Hippoglossus stenolepis (Pacific halibut), 4524 nucleotides long. RefSeq names its product amyloid beta (A4) precursor-like protein 2 (gene aplp2). Gene Ontology annotation, molecular function: heparin binding; serine-type endopeptidase inhibitor activity; transition metal ion binding. NCBI's taxonomy places the organism in Eukaryota, Metazoa, Chordata, Actinopteri, Pleuronectiformes, Pleuronectidae. The coding region runs from base 267 to 2576 and encodes 769 amino acids. Gene Ontology annotation, biological process: axonogenesis; central nervous system development. Gene Ontology annotation, cellular component: membrane. The record is from RefSeq and is a predicted model, not a curated record. The transcript is spliced from 18 exons.